Agrilus planipennis (emerald ash borer) is the source of this 2128-nucleotide messenger RNA. Its product is annotated as NEDD8 ultimate buster 1. NCBI's taxonomy places the organism in Eukaryota, Metazoa, Arthropoda, Insecta, Coleoptera, Buprestidae. The coding region runs from base 213 to 2009 and encodes 598 amino acids. The transcript has 10 exons. Gene Ontology annotation, biological process: regulation of ubiquitin-dependent protein catabolic process. The record is from RefSeq and is a predicted model, not a curated record. Gene Ontology annotation, molecular function: protein binding.
CCUCUUAUUGAGAGAGCUGUGACCAGCUGUGACCAUAGAUAAUGUUGUGACCCAUAUACGAAAUUUAAAGGAGUCAUUGUUUUCUGAAUUUUCAAUAUUUUCGGUAACGUUAGAAAUGUAAUACUUAGGUAUUUUUAAUACUUUUUGCGGUGAAAGUGUAGCAUGUAAUUUUUGUGUUGUAUUAUUCUGUAAAAUGCAAAUCUUUGAUAUCCAUGGAUCCUGAAUUAAAUAAUGCCAUUAUUCAGAUACGCGAUAAGUUACAAAAAGACAAUAUAAAACUUUGGAAAGAACCUUACUUCACUGAUUCGGAAAGUUUUUCAGAUGAAAAUUUAAAGAUUCUAGCUCAAGAGUAUAGUGCCUUUUUUAAAUUGCCAUACGAGAGGUGUUACGAUGCUGUUGUUGAAUUACAGAAUAAUGCUUUAAGUAAGUUAAAACAAAAGGAGAAAUUUAAAGAAUUUGGCAUUGCUACAUUGAAAGUUAAGGCAGUUAUUCAAUCAAAUACGAAUAUUUUCUCAGUGGAGAUAUCGUUAAAUUCUUCAGGGUGUGAAUUGAAAGAAUUGAUUACUUCACAUUUACAAAAUCAUUGUGAAAGAAUUAAAUUGAUUGCUAGUGGGAAAAUUGUAAAAGAAACAGAGAAACUAAAUAUUCAGGGCAUUAAAAAUGGCCAAACAAUUUUAGCAAUAAUAAUAUUGAAUGAAACCUCAUCUGAUAUUCAGAAAUCUGAAGAAAAAUUUAAAGAAGUAGAAAGUGUAAAGGAAGACACAAAGUUACUUUUAAAAGAAGAUAAUGGACAUUACUUAGAGUUGGAAGAUCAAUAUGGAAAUAAAAUUAAUGUACCACAACGUGAAAGGAAAGCAUUGAUACUUGCAAUGGCAUUACAUGAGAAAGGACGAAGUUCGUUAAAAAAAAAUGAUCAUGCUAAAGCGUUAAUCUAUUUUUUAGAAGCAGAUGAUGAAUUCAGACAAUGCAAUUCUCAGUUAUUGGAGAAUGUAGAUAAUUAUGCACUGUUGGAUCUUGAUAUUACAUGGUGCUAUUUGUGUCUUCAAAGUGUAAAUCAUUUACCAGAGGCAUAUGAAAGAUUAAACAGAUGUGAAGAGAGAUUCAUUAAAAGUUAUGGACCAAAUUUGGAAAGACUGAUAGCUUUGAAAGGAACCACUGUAGUAAAUGAAACUGCUCUAUUACUACGUCUGCAUUUACUGCAAGCAGUUGUUCUCUUCCACCAGAACAAAAGAAUAGAAGCAAAAGCACUUUUGGAAAGGGUGCAAAUGGAUUUGAAGAAGUUAAAAGUUGAUGAUGAUAAAAUUGAAGCAUUAAUAGAAUUAGGCUUCUCAAUUCCUGAAGCAAGAGUUGCCCUAAGAGCAAACCAUGGCGAUUUAAGUUUAGCUGCGAACUUUAUAAAUGAAAAUAGAGAAAGAAAAGCAGAGGCAAGGAAAAAAGCCCUGGCUGAAAAAAUAUUGCAAAGAGAGAGAAAACAGUUAGGAAAGUGUGUCGAUGGCAAACAGUACGUUGAACCUAAUUUUUUAACAAUGUUAAUAAACAUGGGUUAUAAUAAAGAGGUAGCCAGGAGAGCUCUUCAAAAUUGUAAUAAUGAGAUGUCCUCAAGUAUUCAAUAUAUACACGAUAAUCCAAUUCCAGGGCCAAGUUCUUCUAUUAGCCAAGAAAUGCUCAAAUUAAUAAAUGAUCUCACACCUGAGUUAGAAAAUGCAGGUUUCGAUCCGCGAAUGGCAAAAAUGGCUUUAAGAAAGUACGAUGGUGAUAUAAGGAGAGCUAUUGACGAAUUAGUAGAGAAUGAUGGUAUUAUUGAAGGAGAUUUUACAAUAUUUGAAGAGAAUGAAAAACAACAGUCCAAGAAAAGUAAAGUGGAUGAAGAAUAUGAAAUGAAAAAAGUAGAAGCUUAUGAUCGUUUAAAAGAAGACCUCUCUGCAAUGGAAGAAGAUUAUUUAGAUUUACCAUUACAUGAAGAAGAAAUGUUUUUAAUGCAAUAUUUGUCUUUAUUAGAAAACGAUUAAUUAAUUAAUUUAUGGUUUUGUGCAGUUUUCAUUCUGUAAAUAAAAUGUAAGUAUAAACAUGUUUUGUUGAAAAUUUUAUACAGCACAUUGAAUACAAGAUAAAUGAAAUGCUUUUCUAA